Molecule: messenger RNA, 863 nt
Organism: Phragmites australis (common reed)
Lineage: Eukaryota; Viridiplantae; Streptophyta; Magnoliopsida; Poales; Poaceae
Exons: 3
Coding region: 246-677 (143 amino acids)
Source: RefSeq, a predicted model, not a curated record
AGUAUGAUUGUAUGACAGAAUCUUGUGAAGGCAAAACACACUCCCAAAUGUUAAUGCCCUAACCCUUAUAUUUACAGGCACCAUGCCUUUCCAGUUAAGCCAACUGCUUCAGUCCAGUCAUUCUGCUCAUCUGCCAGCACACUGAUUACUCUGAACCAUUGCUGCCAAACUGCUACUGCUGCUACUGAUAAAUACUUGUGCAGCUCUGGUGAUUCCUCUGUUGGUGAUUCUUCGGCCGGUGUGAGAUGACGAAGAAGAGUUGUUAUGGCCAUGGGGGUGCUGCUUGUGAUCCUCACCGUGAUCAGUGUAAGCCCGCAGGAGAAGCAAAUCAAGCAAUGAAACAUCAACAGAGCAGCAGCUCAGCCCCCGAAGCUCCUGCAAAGAAGACAUGGAAGAGGUAUUUGGCAUUCCUGUCAAAGUUUCAGAGGAAGAUGAAGCACAAGAAGGCACCAAAUGGAUUCAAGCAAAGGAACCCAAAGCGCUCCUCCAGACCAAUGCUCGAAGAAUGCAGCAACCUGGUUCGCGUAGUCCGGCGCACGGCGGCGGGCUGCUUCGCAGCGGCGACGGCGGCAGGAGGAGGAGGGCUUGAGGAGGAGCUGCCAUCUUACAUGCAGCUUGACCAGGUGACCUAUGAGGUAAAGAGGGAAGCCUUUGGCCCGAUCUACCUGGUCACGUAGGAAGUUUCAGUGUCAAGUGCCUGUGCUACCUUGUUCAGCUGUCAAGGCAAUCUUCUUGGUUGCCAACCAUAAGGCAUUCCUUUGUCAAUGCUUGUUCCACCGUUGUUUUCCGUUUGGUUCCAGAUCAAGUGAUUCCUGCCCAGGGAGGCACGACAAAAAAAAAAGUGAUUCCUGUCGUGCAUACAG